Messenger RNA from Engraulis encrasicolus (European anchovy), 1436 nucleotides. It is a transcript of the gene pdcd2l, whose product is annotated as programmed cell death 2-like. The transcript has a single exon. Gene Ontology annotation, cellular component: cytoplasm. Bases 109 to 1227 code for a protein of 372 amino acids. The record is from RefSeq and is a predicted model, not a curated record. Gene Ontology annotation, biological process: apoptotic process. NCBI's taxonomy places the organism in Eukaryota, Metazoa, Chordata, Actinopteri, Clupeiformes, Engraulidae.
CGACACACCGGUAAGCUCCACAGAAAAGUCAGGAUGACAACUGCACGUGUUCGCCUUCGCCUCGCUUCACUAUGAAACUCGCUUCACUAUGAAACUUUUUCUGUCAUUAUGGCAGCGUAUCUGGAAAAUACCCUUAUUGGACUAUGCGACGAAGCUAUAGAAAGGAAGAAAACCAUUUCAACAUUUCUCACAAGUAAGAUCGGCGGUGAACCGGACAAGAUUCCUGCGGUAUGUUUCAGGUAUCCCAGCUGCACUGUGUGCAAAUCGGCUCUUACACAUGUUGUUCAAGUUUAUUGCCCUCUUGAUGCCUCUCCCUAUCAUCGCACCAUAAAUGUCUUUGCCUGUACCAACACUGACUGCCAGGGAAAGUCAGAUGGCUGGAAGGUCCUGCGCUCACAGUGCCUGGACUCCGACGUCAAGCUCUCAACAGGGGCAGCAGGGGCACAGCAAGCUCCUCAUGUGCAGCCAGCAGCACCCAUGGCCAGCACUGACUGGUGUGCCGACGCGGACGACUGGGGCGUGGAGGAAGAGGAUUGCUGUAGUUCAACGUGGACCACCAGUCAAACUCCAACUGUACAACCCUCCAGCAUGGCUGUGACUGAAUCAGCUGCAGCGGAUGUCGGCAGCCAGUUUCAAAGCCUCAGCAUCAGCACCACGGAGGAGGACUGUCAGCCCGCUGGCCCAACCUUCCAAGAGUACUACAUCAGCGUGGUGGAGGAGGGUGACUUCACCGCGGACAGUGGCAUGGAACAUGCCCAGGACCUGCUGAGAGAAUACGAGGAGCGAGAGGGUGCGUCUGUGAUGGAGUUGGGAGACUCCGGGGGAGGAGGAGGAGGAGGAGAGGAGAAGUAUGAGAAAACAGAGGCUAGACACGGGGAUGCGGUCUUCUCUGGAUUCAUGAAGAAGGUGUCUUUAUGUCCUGAACAGAUUUUGAGAUACUGUAGAAACGGCUCGCCUUUGUUGAUUUCCAAGCCCCCGUUGGACCUGGAAAAGUCCGUUCCGAAAUGCAGUCACUGCGGAAGUGGCAGAACAUUUGAGUUCCAGCUUAUGCCCGCGCUUGUUAGUUUGCUGUGCUCCAACAACGCCUCGGAGACCGAGCUGGCUGUUGAAUUUGGAACUGUGAUGGUUUAUACUUGCCAAAGCAGUUGCUGGAAGUCAGGCUUGAGUUCACCCGUGGAGGAGUGUGCUGUGGUUCAGCAAGACCCUGACCAAAAGUUCUUUAAGUGACAUCUGUGCUACAUUAUGUUUUAUGUAAUAAAUCAGCUACUGAUGACUCAUGAAAAAUUGGACUUCUUGCAAAUGCAUAAAUAAACUAAUUAACAUUUUGACAAGCAGAAAAAGUGCUGUUUGUAUCUGUGAUGUUUGGCUGGUGGUAAUAUGCCAAAGUGUGGUUUAUAGUAAACUGUGUCUGUGUGUGUCAUAUCAAAUAUGAAAUA